This is a messenger RNA of Trypanosoma brucei brucei TREU927, 1185 nucleotides long. RefSeq lists its product as hypothetical. Bases 1 to 1185 code for a protein of 394 amino acids. The transcript has a single exon. The record is from RefSeq and is a predicted model, not a curated record. NCBI's taxonomy places the organism in Eukaryota, Euglenozoa, Kinetoplastea, Trypanosomatida, Trypanosomatidae.
AUGCGUCUUGGCGACUAUGACUCCACACAUCAGAUAUUAAGAUCUUAUCAUUUCACACUCGAGUUGAGGCUCUAUUUUCCCCUUUUACCCCUAUGUUUGUUUCGUUCACGAUACUUUGUGGUUGCUCAAAGUGGCAACUGCACACGGUCUAGGAAUAAGGAAAAGCCACUUGUCCCACCCUGUUCACUUUUCUUCCUCUCGAUUUGCGCCAUGUCGUUUCGCUAUACGAACAACUUAAUAGGUGCUCUGAAGCAUCGGCUACUUUUGGAGAGCUCCUACCGCGAGAUUGCAAGUAGGAAGUUCAUCGGUAAUUGCAGGGGUGUGGAAGUUGUUUGUAGUGGCUACGGCACUGUUCUUGCUGUCCAACUAACUGACAAGGCCGUGUGGGAGCCUUUUUAUCGUAAGGGUGGUCGACCCACUGUUUCGGGCGGAGGUGAUGUUAGUGGCGAUGCGGAGACGGGAACACAAGGAUCCGCAACCACCACAGGGGCUACAGGGUCACUGGAUUUGGACAAGUUAGCGGAGAGCAUAAAAACCGCUUUGUGGGAUGCCACGCGGAAAAUACGGUCAGCGAAGGAAGCAGCACUGCAUCGAAGUCUUUCCCAUAACACGCGAAUGCGGGCAUCGGCCGACCUGAAGCACUGGUAUGAAGAGGAUGCGAACACUCUCCGUCCGUUGGCAUUCGAAGCGUUGAAGCAUGAAGCUGCUACCCCAUGGAUGCAGCUCGUUCAACACGGAAAGAAGGAGGAGGCGGCUGCGCUACUGAAAGAAUUCGAACAAAAGGGGGACGCAGCAGAAGCGACACCAACCCGAGUUAAAGACGACAGAGUUAAGGGAACCCGGACGGAAUUGAGUAACCGAGAGCAACCUCCCCUCGCAUCCACGUUGAAGGCUGAGGAUAGCAACCCAGCGACGAUACCAAUUGGAUCCGUUCACCCACUGUUCACUCCCGCCCUCGUUCAAAUAGAAGAGGCUGGAAGCGGCUCCGUGAGCAAUGAAGCCGUUUGCCGCGCGCAGUUGUGGGAGCUUUCGCGUGAUGAGCAAUUGUUCUGGGAACGUGUUGAGCUUAUUCGCAAGGGCCAGGUCGCCUCCAUUGGUAGCAGCCACAAACGCGGUUACGCGGACGAAGCGGCAUUUGCCAAGGACGACACAGAAGAAAAAGUGCAACUCCGGUUUACGCAGUAG